Lepisosteus oculatus (spotted gar) is the source of this 725-nucleotide messenger RNA. NCBI's taxonomy places the organism in Eukaryota, Metazoa, Chordata, Actinopteri, Semionotiformes, Lepisosteidae. The record is from RefSeq and is a predicted model, not a curated record.
AACACAACUGACAUUGAAGUUAACUCUCUCUUUAUUUGUAUGGCAGGCUAAUUUGAUGUAUGCAGAGUUUCGCCACAAAGAAAAAGGAAAGAAAAAUCUUUUCAGGAAGAUGGUGAACUUUGGCACCAAAAUCAAGAACAGGCUUCAGUUCAAGCUAAGAAAUGAUCAAAACGUGCCAUACUAUGAGGCUCACAUGUCCUCUGAUGCCUUUGAGAGGAUGCCACAGGCAGGAUCCAGGGGACAGAGGAAGGAACAGACCUCCGAGGCUCCACGUCCGGGAGCGAAUUCUGGCUUUCUCCCUUUGAUUCCCCAAAAACCUCAGCUGACUUCAGCUGUGAUGCAGAGCGAACCAUGCCACAAUGCCAGCGCCAACCGUGGUAACUUCUAUGAAAUUCAGGGCACAUCCUCAAGUUUCAACAGCUUUGGAAAGAGGGAACUCAUGCAACUGAGGGAUAAGAACAGCAUCCCACAAACUGUAAGGAAGAAGAUCUUCGAGAAGGAAAGUGGCCCUCCAGAGAGAUAUCAAUGGAGCCAGCCUCGCAGUGCUAUGCCAGGAGUCUCUGCUCCUCAACCAAACCCCAGGGAGAAGCCACCAAAGUCAUCUGUGCUGACCAGGGUGUCUGCUGCACUGGCCCGAGUGUUCCAGAAGAAGAAAUAGAGAAACUACUGAUGAAACCUAACCACAGGACCAAUACUUAUAAUAAGAAACACAUUUCCUGGAUUUU